CACUCAAGUUUCGACUUUUCCUCGGUCCUCAGCCGGUCUUCAACCGCCGCCUUCACUCGCCAUGGACCCCAACUGCUCCUGUGCCACAGAUGGAUCCUGCUCCUGCUCUGGGUCUUGCAAAUGCAAAGAGUGCAAAUGCACCACGUGCAAGAAAAGCUGCUGCUCCUGCUGCCCGGUGGGCUGUGCGAAGUGCUCCCAGGGCUGCGUCUGCAAAGAGGCUUCGGAGAAGUGCAGCUGCUGCGCCUGAAGCGGGAUUCCCCUCAGCUGUCUGUAAAUAGAGCAAUGUGUAGAAACGUAUUGGUUUUUUUACAACCCCGUCCUAUUCUCC
Messenger RNA from Mesocricetus auratus (golden hamster), 328 nucleotides. It is a transcript of the gene Mt2a, whose product is annotated as metallothionein 2A. Lineage: Eukaryota; Metazoa; Chordata; Mammalia; Rodentia; Cricetidae. The record is from RefSeq and is marked provisional. Gene Ontology annotation, molecular function: metal ion binding.